AGGAAGAAAAGCAGUAAGGAAAGGCAGACCAUGUGAUCUAUAUAUUAAUGAUCUAUAGAGCAUGUGAUCCACAGCUGCAGGCCGGGAGACAGAGGGAGGCAGAAAAGGAUGGUGUAAGGAAGCUUGAUUAAAACACGCAAUUCAAGGCAAACCUGCACUGGGUGGCCAAAUUUUGUUUAAACAAGGUUAAUUCCAAUGGGAUCCUCUUUUACAUGGGGCUAAGAUGAUUGCCUCAGCUGCCUUGCCCUUGAGCCGGCCCUGCUGACUUAUGGAUAUUUGGAAACCUGUGCCACCCACACCAUUGCAGCUGCAUUUUCCAGACCUCUAGGACUGCUUCUUCGGUCCACAGAUCUGUCUUGCAUAUUACAGCUCUGGGAUAUAUGCGAAGCUAUGUUAUUGUUAAUUCCAUUCAGUCUACAUGGACAGCGGCUAUCUGGCUACUUGGCUGUAUUUAUUGGUCAUCUAGGUCUCCAAUAAAUCAUCUCAUUCCUAAACUUCUUAUUGGCUACAUUUUGAUGUAUCACCAGAUUCCCAUCAUUUGAAAUUUCCAGAUUGCUUAUGUUUGUUCUGAACUGAUUAUUAUCUGCUAGACCCCAUCAAAACAAAAUAAAAGUGCUGAGUAGACUUUAAAGGAGGAAGCGUUUGUUGGAUAACCAUAAAUCGUUGUGAUGGCAGUGAAUUCACUCUGGAUAUCAUCCACACUGGUACUACUGUUUCCAGGGAGCUGUUGGUCAAAACCCAAAGGUUCAGCACAUAUGAACUCUGUAAGGAUAGAUGGAGAUCUAAUCUUAGGAGGUCUUUUUCCUGUACAUGGAAGGGGAAGUGAUGGCAGAGCCUGUGGAGAACUUAAGAAGGAAAAAGGAAUCCACCGUUUGGAAGCAAUGCUCUUUGCUCUUGAUCGCAUAAAUUCUGAUCCGGAGCUUCUCCCCAAUAUUACAUUAGGGGCCAGAAUUUUGGACACCUGUUCUCGGGACACGCAUGCACUGGAACAGUCACUGAGUUUUGUACAACCACUUAUAGACAAAGACAGAGCAGAGGUGCGGUGCCUUAGUGGAGGGAAUCCUAUAAUUGCCCAGCCAGAACGGGUAAUUGGUGUGAUUGGGGCGUCGUCAAGCUCUGUUUCCAUAAUGGUGGCCAAUAUUUUGCGUCUUUUCAAGAUCCCUCAAGUGAGUUAUGCCUCUACUGCUCCAGAACUAAGUGACAACAGCCGGUAUGAUUUCUUUUCUCGUGUGGUUCCAUCUGAUACUUACCAGGCUCAGGCCAUGGUGGAUAUUGCUAAGGCUUUGAAGUGGAGUUAUGUGUCUACAUUGGCUUCUGAAGGCAGUUAUGGAGAAAGUGGAGUGGAAGCAUUUAUUCAGAAGUCAAGGGAGGAUGGCAGCUUGUGUGUGGCACAGUCAGUCAAGAUACCAAGAGAAGCCAAACCUGGAGAUUUUGAUAAGAUCAUUCGCCGCCUUCUAGAAACAUCCAAUGCUCGUGCUGUGAUUAUCUUCGCUAGUGAGGAUGAUAUAAGGCGUGUGCUUGCAGCAGCAAAAAAAGCCAACCAGACUGGACAUUUCAUGUGGAUUGGAUCUGACAGUUGGGGCUCUAAAAUCUCCCCAGUGCAUCAACAGGAGGAAGUAGCAGAGGGAGCAGUCACCAUCCUGCCUAAGAGGGCAACAGUUAAAGGUUUUGAUCGUUAUUUUACUAGUCGGACAUUAGAUAACAACAGGAGAAACGUGUGGUUUGCUGAAUUUUGGGAAGACAAUUUUCACUGCAGACUGAGUCGAAAUUCAUUGCGCAGGGGGGGACAUGGGAAAAAGUGCACUAAUCAAGAACGGAUCGGUGUGGGGUCUGCAUAUGAACAGGAGGGGAAGGUUCAGUUUGUGAUUGAUGCGGUGUACUCCAUGGCCUACGCACUCCAUACAAUGCACAAAACUGUUUGUCCUGGCAGUGUUGGACUUUGCAGUCGCAUGGACCCAGUCGAUGGAGUUGAACUUCUAAAAUAUAUCCGUAGUGUCAACUUCACUGGCAUUGCGGGGACACCAGUGACAUUCAAUGAAAAUGGAGAUGCUCCAGGACGCUAUGAGAUCUAUCAGUAUCAGAUCAACAAUGGCAGCACAGAAUACAGAAUCAUUGGACAAUGGGCAGAUCAUUUGCACCUAAAGAUUGAUCAUAUGCACUGGCCAGACUUGUCCUCAUCCUCUAGUUCUUCAUCAAGCCAAUUGCCUAAAGUCCCACCCUCUGUCUGCAGCCAACCCUGUCGCCCUGGAGAGCGCAAGAAGGUUGUGAAAGGUAUCCCCUGCUGUUGGCAUUGUGAAAGAUGUGAUGGUUACCAGUACCAGCUUGAUACCUACACCUGCAAACGUUGCCCCCUCCACAUGCGACCUAAUGUCAACCACACUUCCUGCAUACCAAUUCCUAUUAUCAAGCUAGAAUGGAGUUCACCCUGGGCUGUGGUGCCUCUGCUGCUUGCCGUACUAGGAAUAAUUGCCACACUGGUUGUAGUAGGCACCUUUAUGCGAUACAAUGACACCCCUAUUGUUAAAGCCUCAGGCCGUGAGCUUAGUUAUGUCCUUCUGUCUGGUAUUUUUUUGUGUUAUGUAAACACAUUUAUAAUGGUGGCACAACCAGGUUAUGGAACUUGCUCCCUAAGAAGGGUAUUUUUGGGCUUGGGGAUGAGUAUCAGUUAUGCUGCUUUGCUAACUAAGACAAACCGCAUAUACCGUAUAUUUGAACAGGGAAAAAGGUCUGUUAGCGCGCCUCGAUACAUAAGCCCAUCCUCUCAGCUGGUGAUCACUGCGAGUCUCUCAUCAAUUCAACUUCUUGGAGUUCUUGUGUGGUUUUUGGUUGAUCCUUCUCGGCCCAUUGUUGACUAUGAGAAUCAGCGCACUCCUGAUCCCCAGUUAACGCGAGGAGUUCUGAAAUGUGACAUCUCAGAUCUGUCCCUUAUCUGUCUGCUGGGUUACAGCAUGCUUCUGAUGGUCACUUGUACUGUUUAUGCCAUCAAAACCCGUGGGGUCCCAGAGACAUUUAACGAGGCAAAGCCUAUUGGAUUUACCAUGUACACAACCUGCAUAAUAUGGCUGGCCUUCAUUCCAAUAUUUUUUGGCACUGCACAGUCUGCUGAAAAGAUGCAUAUACAGACCACAACAUUGACUAUUUCAGUGAGUCUGAGCGCCUCAGUGUCCCUGGGAAUGCUAUAUAUGCCCAAGGUGUAUGUCAUCCUUUUUCAUCCAGAACAAAAUGUCCCUAAACGCAAACGAAGUCUGAAAUCUGUUGUCACUGCGGCCACCAUGAGCAACAAGUUUACCCAGAAAGGAAGCUAUAGACCUAAUGGGGAAGCCAAGACUGAAUUAUGUGACAACAUGGAGGUACAAGCCCUGGCUGCAAAACCUACUUAUGUGAGCUAUAGUAACCAUGCCAUAUAACUGACAGAGGAAAAAUCAUUUUCUCAGUGGGAGAGCUAUAAUGAUUGGGCCAAUCCCUACUGAAACCAGGACAAGUUAGGAUGGCUAGUAAUCUUGUGAGACGUAACAGCAGACAAAAAACGGAAUACAGUAAUGGCUUUUAUUUAAAAGCCUAACACCCUAGCAGAAUAUUGACUUCUGUUAGGCAGUAUCUGAGAAUAAGAAGACACAACAAUUUAUUUCCUUUGUAAAAAAAAUAUUCUUAGUCAAAUUAUCAGCUUUUCCAUUUUUACCCUAUGCAUUUUUUACAGAAAGACGUCUUUUCUUUUUUUUUUUUUUACAGAUACACUCAUGUUUCUGAUUUGAUUUGAGCGGUAUGGCAAUGGAUUUCAAAGAAACAAUAGUUUUUUUUCCAAAACAUUUUAGUGUGGUAAAACAUCCUGCUUUUCCUAAUAAUGGAAUUAAUAUUUUUGUCUUGUCUUUUUCAAUAAUUACACAUUUUCUUGCUUGCAACUUCUUUUUUAAACAUUAUUUUAAUCUAAAGAAUGUUACAAAUGUAAAUUUUACAGAUGAAAUUUAUAAACUCUAAAAUGAAUAAAGUAGUCACUUCACUUUUAGAUUUUUACUAUAUUAUGUUAUCUAUGCCAGUAUAAAUUCCCUAAUCUAUGUCAGUAUAAAUUCCUUAAUCUCUUUUCUCACACUGUAUAUUUGUUCAAUAUCUGAUUCUAUUGUUUGCUUGCUUUCUUUACUAUUUGUCUAUUGCUUGCCUAUUACAUGUCAAUGCUCUAAUUUUGCCUUUUAUUAUAUACUGUAUUGAUACUGAAAUCUUACUCCCUAUUACAAAUAAAUACAAAGGGGAAGUAAAUCAUAAUAUAAAAAUUUGCAUACUGAUAUUAACUUUAAUUCUAAACAUCUUCCCAGAAUACACUAAUUACACUACUAAUAAUAUAAUACUUAAAAUUUUUAUUGCUAUUGAUAGCAUUAUCUUUCUGUUCUUUGCUAUUCACUUCUAAGCUAUGGUGGCAAUUUCUUUUUUAAAGGAACAGUAACACCAAAAAAAUGAAAGCCUAUUUAAGGAAAGACAAUAUAAUGUAAUGUCUCCCUGCACUGGCACACUGAAAAAACAACUUUAGUUUAUAUAAAGAAGCUGCUGUGUAGACAUGGGGGAGGCCAUUCAAGCACAGGACACUGUGCUAGAUAAAAGUAGAUAAAAGAUCUUAUGAAGAAUCCCAUUGUAUGCUACAACACUUAUCUGUUAUCUGCUGUGUAUGCUGUGUCUUUUAUACCUAUAAGUAUAUAAACUAGUGUUUGUUUCUGAAGCAAACACACACAUUUUUACCAGUACAACAGUACAUUAUAUUUUAAGUACUUUAUGACACUUUCAUUUUUUGGUGUUACUAGUCCUUUAAGCAGUGGGAAUGCAAAGAAAGCUUUUAUCCGGAGACAAUUGUUAUUGUAAGCAGAAUCUGUCUGUCCUUUGCUAUUCACCAAGCUGCUUGUGACUUCCUGUGCUACUGAAACAUGUACUUCUGAAACAGUAAAGCAGCAACCAGCUCUUGUGGUGGCUCAUACACUAUUUCAGUGUAAUCUGGACCAGCAGUGCAGAGAAAAGCAAAACGUUUUUACUUAACAGAUAGAAAUGCUUAAUUUCAUUUUGUAUCAGUAUUAAAGCAUUAUAAAUCAACAUAGUAUACAGUUACAUCAUAAUGGAAAAUACUUAAUUUUAAGGAGGCACUACAGUAUGUUUGAAGCAAUGGGAAUGCAAAGGAAGCUUCUGUUAGGAGACAAAAUUAUAUUUUGAUGAUCAUUUUGGCUUGAUAUCUGACUAUAUCAAAGUCUGCAUCCAUCCCUGUUGUCACUUUUUAAAUAUAAUUAUUCAGAAGGGAAGUGUAUCUUAUUCUGGAUCCUCCUUUUAAAAGUCUAUACUGUGCCUGUGUUUAUGCAAAUUGUGUGCAUGUCAAUCACAGGGUGUCUUGAGAAAUUAUUUUCUACUUGACUGUUUAUAAUAAAAAAAAAUCCAAAAUUAA
Xenopus laevis (African clawed frog) is the source of this 5413-nucleotide messenger RNA. RefSeq names its product metabotropic glutamate receptor 4 (gene grm4.S). The coding region runs from base 669 to 3407 and encodes 912 amino acids. The transcript is spliced from 11 exons. The record is from RefSeq and is a predicted model, not a curated record. NCBI's taxonomy places the organism in Eukaryota, Metazoa, Chordata, Amphibia, Anura, Pipidae.